AAAAGAAAAGAAAAGAAAAUCGAAAAUGUUUCUGCACACACGUCUCUGCACUCACUCUGCUUGUCCUUCUCUCUCUUUAAAGGCAACAACAACUCAAAAGGAUUGCAAUUUGCAAGGAAGGACCGUAUGAGGCCUUAGAGAGAGAGAAACAGAGAGAGCGUACAUUCAAAAGCAAAAACACAGAAAAGUGAAAUCGCAGCUCAAAUGUCGAGAUUUCUUCUUCUUCUUCUCCAAUCAUGGCUUCUCAUAUUUUGUUUUGCUUUCUCCACUUGUUUAGCUAGGAAGCCUCCCUGGGUUAUACGCAUCAGCUGUGGAUCUCGUGUAAAUGUGCGUACUCCUCCAACCAAUACACUUUGGUACAAGGAUUUUGCAUAUACUGGAGGAAUACCUACUAAUGCAACUCUGACAAGUUAUGUUGCUCCUUCACUUAAAACUCUUCGCUAUUUCCCCCUGUCUGAAGGUCCCAACAAUUGCUACAAUAUUAAAAAAGUGCCAAGAGGACAUUAUUCUGUGAGGGUCUUCUUUGCAUUGGUUGCACAUCGUGAUUCUGACCCUAAUUUUGAUAAUGAACCUCUAUUUGACAUUUCUGUCGAAGGCACCCAGAUUUAUUCUUCGCAACCAGGUUGGAGUAGCCGUGAUGACCAAGUAUUUACUGAAGCCCAAGUGUUCCUCACAGAUGGCACUGCCUCAAUCUGUUUCCAUAGCACUGGUCAUGGAGAUCCAGCAAUCCUUUCAAUUGAAAUUAUUGAAACUGAUGAUAGAGCAUACUAUUUUGGUCCAGAGUGGGGGCGAGGGGUUAUCCUCAGAACGGUGACUCGAUUGAGUUGUGGUAAUGGGAAGUCAAAAUUUGAUGUAGACUAUAGUGGGGACCAAUGGGGUGGGGAUAGAUUUUGGAGUCGCAUGACUACGUUUGGACAGAAUUCUGAUAAAGCUAUAUCUACUGCAAAUAGCAUUAAGAAGGCUUCAAAUGCUCCAAACUUUUACCCGGCAGCCCUUUAUCAAACUGCCCUUGUUAGCACUGAUAGUCAGCCAGACUUGGCAUAUAUGAUGGAUGUGGAUCCUAAUAAAAACUACUCAAUUUGGCUACACUUUGCUGAGAUUGAUGUUUCCAUUACUGGUGUAGGGAAAAGAGUAUUUGACAUCCUGAUUAAUGGUAACGUUGUAUUUGAAGGAGUAGACGUUGCCAAAAUGAGUGGGGAUCGUUAUACUGCUCUUGUACUUAACACAACAGUUACUGUUAAUGGGAGAACUUUGACAAUAACCCUGCACCCUAAAGAAGGCAACCAUGCCAUAAUUAAUGCCAUUGAGGUAUUUGAGGUCAUCGCAGCCGAGUCCAAAACCAUAUUGGAAGAAGUUAGGGCUUUACAGGCAGUAAAGGGUGCAUUGGGCCUUCCACUUCGGUUUGGCUGGAAUGGUGAUCCAUGUGUUCCCCAACAACAUCCAUGGAGUGGAGCAGAUUGUCAAUAUGACAGAACUAGCAACAGAUGGGUCAUUGAUGGACUUGGUCUUGACAACCAAGGUUUGAGGGGUUUCCUGCCCAGUGGCAUAUCUGGGCUUCAUCAUUUACAGAGCAUAAACUUAAGUAGUAACAACAUUCGUGGGACUAUUCCAUCAUCAAUUGGAAUGAUAACCACCUUAGAAGUACUGGACCUCUCUUACAACUUUUUCAAUGGCUCAAUUCCUGACAGCAUUGGACAGUUGAUGUCAUUGCGGAGAUUGAAUCUCAAUGGCAACUCUCUAUCUGGAAGAGUCCCAGCUCCACUGGGAGGAAGGCUUCUGCAUGGUGCUAGCUUCAAUUUCACCGAUAAUUCAGGUCUUUGCGGUAUACCUGGAUUACGUACAUGCGGGCCGCACCUUUCUGCUGGUGCAAAAAUUGGCAUUGCCUUUGGUGUAUCUGUGGCAUUCCUCUUUAUGGUUAUAUGUUUGAUGUGUUGGUGGAAAAGAAGACAGAAUAUUCUUCGUGCACAGCAGAUUGCUGCAAGAGGUGCUCCUUAUGCAAAAUCAAGGACCCAAACAACGCAUGAUAUCCAGAUGUCAAGGCAUCAUAAUUAUGGCUAUGCACGGACAGCCGCUGAGAAUGGGCCUAGCUUACUGUCAUGAUUAAUCAACCAUCACCUCAGAAAACACGUACAAUUUUGUUUUCUGGAAUUGGAUUUGCGUCUGAACAUGAGUCCCAAGACCUGGUGAUUGAUUCAGCUGAUGUGCACAUUCGUCGAUAGUUUUGUACAGUGAAGUUGGAGAAAUUGGGUAGAAACACCGAAGCAUCCAUCCUUAGGAUCAUCAAAUGCCACAAAGACUGAAAAGCAAUGUAUAUUCUUUUGAAUUCUUUGGUUCCAUUCCGGCAAAGGAAUGCUGUAAAGUUAAGAACUGAUGCCUAUGGGUAAAUUUCAAAUGUUUCCCUGUUCUUUACAUUUCAUAUCUAGUUUCAAAGGAACGUAUCAUUGAAGUCGUGGAACCAUGAGCAUGACGUCACAUAUUGUCAGGUAGAGAGGACAAGAGGUUACACAACUGGUUCUUGGUUCUCGUUCUAUUUUGAAAAAUGAAUACAUGAAACUGUGCAGCGGCUCGCCCACUGCUCUUUUCUUUUUA
Manihot esculenta (cassava) is the source of this 2589-nucleotide messenger RNA. RefSeq names its product receptor-like protein 4. Gene Ontology annotation, molecular function: protein binding. The record is from RefSeq and is a predicted model, not a curated record. Bases 205 to 2100 code for a protein of 631 amino acids. Lineage: Eukaryota; Viridiplantae; Streptophyta; Magnoliopsida; Malpighiales; Euphorbiaceae. The transcript has 9 exons.